UUUAAAAUGGACCCUAAAACUGAGAUAGAAAAAGCUUAUGAAGAAGACUACUCUGAAGAUACUUUCCAAAGAGACUCUGAUAAUAUCGAUACUAAGAACCAAAUUAAAGACAUAAGCGAGGCUGACUCAGACAUAAACAAAACCGAGGCCGAAUUCUACGCAAAACCAAUCACAAAAAUAUCCUCCAUCCUCCCCUACAUCCCCUCCAAAUAAAUCCCUCAGGACCCUAAAAAUCCGGCACUGCUCCAACCUGACCUCUUCCGAAGGUAUCUCCAAACUCCCUCACCUCACCCACUUGGACCUCUCCCUCAACCACCUGUCCACCUUCCACGGUCGCAACCUCUCUUGCCUGGUCACGCUCAACUUAUCAUGUAACGAUCUUGCCAAAAUCCCGUACCUUCGUGACUAUAAAUUUCUGAAGACUCUUGACCUGUCGCAUAAUAGGAUUAAGGACUUGAGUCAGUUUAGAGAUUGAGUGUAUAUUCCUAUUGAGGAACUUAAUUUGGAUGGUAACCUGGUCACUAAAACUUCUGAUAUUGAGCAUCUGAAAUCCUUAAGAAAUCUGAACCAAGUCAGGUUCAGGGACCUGAAGAGGAAGACAGAUAAUCCUGUGUGUAAGACAGAAGGGUAUUUUAGGAAGGUGAAAGAGGUGGGGGUUAAGUGGAUUGAUGGAGUGGAGGUGGCUGAGGCAGGGGAGGAGGUACAAGACCCUGCCUGCCCUCUUCCUAGCUACAAUGACUCGCCUCCUAUUCGACAACUUGAUUUUGACUUUGAGCAAGAGAGAGUAGAUACAGAGAAAGAUAAGAUUAUUAGAAAAUUGUUGAUGAAGAAUAAAUAAGUUGAAUAAGAAAGUGAAAGGAGCGAAAGUUGUUAAACAUUCAAGGGUUGUGAAAAGUUGAACUAAAUGUCCCCAACUGGAAUCAGAAUUGUUAGAAGUUUUAGAAGCAUUAAGAUCAGCAAAUUCCAAAACUCAAGCCCUCAAAAAGAUAAAUUCAUCGCUAAAAAAAUCCCAAAAAGAACACCCAUCCUCAACUCCAAAACCCAUUCAGACACUUCCAAAUUCCCCUCCUCCAGACCCUACCUCCACUGACCUCCAACCCCUCACUUCCGAACUAGCCUCCUACAAACAACAAUGCUCAACAAUCCCUGCCAAAGAUCGCCAAAUAGCUGCGCUCCAGGCUGAGACCGCCUCACUAAGCCAACAACUAACCCAUUUGCAGCAAUCAUGAGUCACUUCUCAACAAGAGUGGGAAGUCAGGUACAAAAACAUGAUCCUCGAGAAGACAACUGUAAUCGACUCUCUCCAACAAGAGAUCCAAUCCAAGCUCGACCUUAUCGACAAAUCCCACCAAAAAGAAGUCAGUAGUCUUGAAAAGACCAAUCUAAACUGUGCUGAAGUCCUUAAAACUAAUUAUAGUUCAAAGCUAGAAUGCCUCAAACAGACUUAUGAAGACAUUGAAGAGAAACUGAAGAAGAGGCAGGAAGAAGAGAUUGAGAAUAUGAAGAAUGAGCAUAAGGCUAAGUUAGAAGAAGUUGGAAGAGUGAAGGAUGGGAAGAUUAAGGAGUUAGAAGAGCAAAAUAAAGAUAUAAUUAAGAAAUUGACUGAAUCUCUUGAAAAAGAAAAGAAUAAAGUUUCAAAGCAGUCCGCUCAGAUAAAAGAACUCACAGAAAUCUUGGACAAGUCCUUUAUUGAAAUCGAAAAGAAAGAUGCUAUCAUAAAAGGAACUGCUUGGUGAAAGAAAUACAUUCAAAAAGAACUAACCCAAAUAACCGCUCCUGUUGUCAGCACUAAGCCAAACUCUCAGGACAAUCAAAUUGCUGAUUUGGAGCAGAGACUGAGAGAUUUGGAACAGCAUAAUAAGAUUUUGGUUAAUAGAAUCUCCCUCACCGACCAAAACCUCACUAAAACCCAACAAGAACGCCAAGACCUCCAAAAACAACUCUACUCCAAAUCCCAAAUCCUAUCCCAAAUCGACCACGAAAUCCCAGCCAUGAAACAAGAAUUCGAAGAAGAAACCAACUUCCUUAAGGAAGAAAAUGCCCAAUUGCACGAAGACCUGGAAGAAAUCCAAGAAAUGCUUAAGACCAAGGAGAAAAUGCUGGAGGAUAAGAACGAAGAGAUCAGAGUUUUGAAGGAAGAGGUGACUGAACGGGAUAAAGAGGUGCGCUUUUGGAGAUGAUAGAGGUAGAUUUACAGAAUUUCAGUGAAGUUUGAGGAAUAUGAUGUCGAUGUUGACGCGAAAAGUCAGAAGGAGUAUUUUGAAGGAAAGUUGGAGAGGGAGUAUAAGCAGAAUGUGGUAAGGGUUCUUUUGUGAUGUUAGAAAAUAUCCAUGCAGCUUCAGCAGAUUGAGGAGGAUAAUGAGAGGUUGAGAGAAGAGAUUGAUUAUUUGGUUGAAAAAUAUGAGAAUCGGGCUAGCAGUCAAGUUUCUGAAUAUAGU
Messenger RNA from Moneuplotes crassus, 2438 nucleotides. The record is from the annotation of a GenBank genome assembly. Lineage: Eukaryota; Ciliophora; Spirotrichea; Euplotida; Euplotidae.